Messenger RNA from Lycium ferocissimum, 1087 nucleotides. RefSeq names its product mitochondrial acidic protein MAM33. The record is from RefSeq and is a predicted model, not a curated record. The transcript has 3 exons. Gene Ontology annotation, cellular component: mitochondrial matrix. NCBI's taxonomy places the organism in Eukaryota, Viridiplantae, Streptophyta, Magnoliopsida, Solanales, Solanaceae. The coding region runs from base 53 to 745 and encodes 230 amino acids.
CAGACCACUAAAGAGCACUGAAAACAAAGGAGUAACAAAAAAGGGGGGGAAAAUGUUACGGAAGGCUCUAGCAUGCGCCGGAAGCGCACUACAGCAACAGCAUCAGCCAUGGCGCACAAUAGCAUGUCGGCGCUCGUCUUCAAGUGUAUCGUCAGCAGUGAACAGUAUAAUACUACGGUCCCUUAAAGAUCAUUAUCUUGAAGUCUCCAAAAUGACGCCUCCUCCGAAAGUUAGCCCUCCUAAUCCAUUCACUGUCGUCAAGGGGGCACUUGAUCAUGGUGGUCCUGUUCUAAGACGAACACAUGGAAAUGAGGAAAUCGGUAUCUCUGUCAUGCGGUUGGCCAACAUUAUUCCUGGAGGUGCUGGAGAUGAGGAGGAGGAUGGUAUUAAUCAGCUUUUUCUACAUGUUGACAUUUCAAAGCCAGGACAGAAGGAAUCUCUGCAUUUUCUUUGCGGGCUAUAUCCAGAUGCUUUAGGAAUACACUCAGUCUCAUUGAGACCAAAGGAUGAGUCUAGCGGGUUUCUUGCUGUUCCAACCAAAUACAGUGGCCCAGUUUUUCAAGAUAUUGAUGAGAAAAUAAGAGAUGCACUGCACAGCUUCAUUGAAGAGCGAGGAAUUAACGAAAGCCUCUUUCCAUUUCUACAAGCUUGGCUCUAUGUGAAGGACCAUCGGAAUCUUAUGCGUUGGUUCAAAACAGUUGGCGCGCUCGUUAAUGACAGUAAACAAGGAGCUUCUCAUGCCUAAUCUUUCAUUUGAUUGUUCUUUAAAGUGGUAUGUGUACCAUAAAAAUGCAGGACUUCUAAAAAUUUGUCGAAGCGUAUUCGAGAGUCCGAGUGAUGGAAGGUAAAAUGUGCAGGUAAAAUGGAAACUAUGUCACGAGUUAUAUGCCUGCUAGAAGGUCUCAGUGAAUGUAUAGUUUGCUUGUGACAACUUUCAAUUGUCUUGAUCGCGGAAUAUCAUUGAGACACAAGGGAUAUUUUUGAUUUUCUGAGAGAACAGGGCAAUAUCUCCUUAGUUUUCUAUAUCUGAUAGAAGCUCCGCUUUCUACUUUUCAGUUAAUGGAUUUUCCUUUUCAUCUUUUUGAUA